This is a messenger RNA of Monopterus albus (swamp eel), 6356 nucleotides long. It is a transcript of the gene kif1b, whose product is annotated as kinesin family member 1B. Lineage: Eukaryota; Metazoa; Chordata; Actinopteri; Synbranchiformes; Synbranchidae. The transcript has 50 exons. Bases 310 to 5805 code for a protein of 1831 amino acids. Gene Ontology annotation, biological process: microtubule-based movement. Gene Ontology annotation, molecular function: ATP binding; microtubule motor activity; microtubule binding. The record is from RefSeq and is a predicted model, not a curated record.
CGAUCCAUCAGUUCUUCUCUCCUCUUCUGUGCAGAUAGAUGUUCGCAAUAUUAUCUCUACUAGAAAAAUAAGUCACCGGUUGCAGUUACAGCUCUAUCCGGCGGGGGAUACCGCUAUAAUGGGUGUUUUUCACGGAAGUGGACUUUGUAUUAGUUUUCGUGCUCGCAAAUUCAGAUAAAAAGAACAGCACAUUUUGACGCCCACCGCUAGCUAGCGUCGGUCCUCUCCGCUCUGCCUUGGUCUUGGUGAGAGUCUUCAUACGAGGGAUUUUCAAGGAAUCUGACUGGGAGACAGUCCUAAACCACAAACAUGUCUGGGGCGUCUGUAAAAGUCGCUGUUCGAGUUCGGCCCUUCAACUCCAGGGAGAUGAGCAAGGAGUCAAAAUGUAUUAUUCAGAUGCAAGGCAACACUACAACUAUUAUUAACCCCAAAGCACCAAAGGAGCCAGCAAAGACCUUCAGUUUUGACUAUUCCUAUUGGUCACACACUACGCCGGACGACCCCUGCUUUGCUUCACAGAACCUUGUGUACAAUGACAUCGGCAAAGAAAUGCUGGCACAUGCUUUUGAGGGCUACAAUGUCUGCAUCUUUGCCUAUGGCCAGACAGGAGCUGGCAAAUCCUACACCAUGAUGGGCAAGCAGGAGGAGGGGCAGGAAGGAAUCAUUCCCAUGCUCUGUGAAGAUCUGUUUGAGAAAAUCAAUGAGGACAGCAACAAAGAGGACCUCUCUUACUCGGUAGAGGUAAGUUACAUGGAGAUCUACUGUGAGCGGGUGCGAGAUUUGCUCAAUCCCAAGAACAAAGGGAACUUACGAGUGCGAGAACACCCGCUACUAGGCCCCUACGUGGAGGACCUGUCCAAACUAGCUGUCACCUCCUACACAGACAUCGCUGACCUAAUGGAUGCAGGCAACAAGGCCAGAACUGUGGCUGCCACCAACAUGAAUGAGACUAGCAGCAGGUCCCAUGCUGUUUUCACCAUUGUCUUCACACAGAGGAAGCACGACAAUGAGACAGACCUCUCCACAGAAAAGGUCAGUAAAAUUAGUCUGGUAGACUUGGCAGGGAGUGAACGAGCAGAUUCCACUGGAGCUAAAGGUACCAGACUAAAGGAGGGGGCAAACAUCAACAAAUCUCUCACUACAUUAGGAAAGGUUAUCUCUGCCUUGGCUGAAGUGGAUAACUGUACCAGCAAGAGCAAGAAAAAGAAGAAGACAGACUUCAUCCCAUACAGAGACUCUGUUCUAACCUGGCUGCUGAGGGAGAACCUUGGUGGCAACUCCAGAACAGCUAUGGUAGCUGCUCUCAGUCCAGCAGAUAUCAACUAUGAUGAAACCCUCAGCACGCUGCGCUAUGCGGACCGGGCCAAGAACAUCAAAUGCAAUGCUGUCAUCAACGAAGAUCCCAACAAUAAGUUGGUGCGUGAGCUGAAGGAUGAAGUUUCUCGACUAAAGGAACUGCUCCGUGCCCAGGGCCUUGGAGACAUCCUGGACAUUGAUCCUAUGGGGGAUGAUUAUCCAGGAAGUGGAAUCAAAUACCUCAAAGACAUUCAGAACAAUAAGAAUAGAUACUUGAUAGCCUCAGAGAACCAACGCCCUGGCCAUUUCUCCACAGCCCCUAUUGGUUCCCUGACAGCCUCUCCAUCCUCUGGCUCACUGUGCAGCCAGGGGGGCCUGCAGUCAGUCACCAGCAUCCAGGAGCGCAUCAUGUCCACACCUGGAGGAGAGGAGGCCAUUGAAAGACUCAAGGAAUCAGAAAAGAUCAUUGCUGAGCUCAAUGAAACCUGGGAAGAGAAACUUCGAAAGACUGAGGCAAUCCGCAUGGAAAGGGAGGCAUUGCUUGCAGAGAUGGGUGUGGCGAUCCGUGAAGAUGGAGGCACUUUGGGUGUAUUCUCUCCUAAAAAGACCCCACACCUGGUUAACCUGAAUGAGGAUCCUCUCAUGUCAGAAUGUCUGCUCUACUACAUCAAAGAUGGAAUUACAAGGGUGGGUCAGACCGACACUGAAAGACGACAGGAUAUUGUUUUAAGUGGUGCUCAUAUCAAGGAAGAGCACUGCAUCUUCUGCAGUGAGAGGAAUGCCAAUGGAGAUGUUAUCGUCAUGCUGGUGCCCUGCGAGGGAUCAGAAACAUACGUCAAUGGCAAACGUGUUGAAGAUGCAAUCCAGCUUCGUUCAGGUAACCGUAUCAUCAUGGGAAAGAACCACGUGUUUCGGUUCAACCACCCAGAACAGGCUAGGGCUGAAAGGGAGAAAACGCCGUCUGCUGAAACCCCUGUGGAGCCAGUGGAUUGGACCUUUGCUCAGAGAGAGCUGCUGGAGAAGCAAGGCAUUGACAUGAAGCAGGAGAUGGAAAAAAGGCUCACUGAGAUGGAGAUUUUGUACAAGAAGGAGAAGGAAGAAGCAGAUCAACUUCUGGAGCAGCAGCGCCUGGUUUAUGAGAGCAAACUGCAGGAACUUCAGAAACAGGUGGACUCAUGUUCCCUGGUAGCUGAGACGCCUGAUGAAGAAGAGUUGGAGGAGGAGGAGGAAGAGGAAGAGGUUAAACUACUUGGAUUGCCAUGGACUCAGCGUGAGUUUGAGCUGGCACAGUGGGCCUUCAGGAAGUGGAGGUAUCAUCAGUUCACAUCCCUCCGUGACCAGCUGUGGGGAAAUGCUGUCUACCUGAAGGAGGCCAACGCCAUUAGUGUGGAGCUAAAGAAGAAAGUCCAGUUCCAGUUUGUCUUGCUGACAGACACACUGUACUCGCCACUGCCCCCUGAGCUCCUGCCUCCAGAACCAGAGAAAGAGCAUGACUCCAGGCCUUUUCCCCGCACAGUGGUGGUUGUAGAGGUUCAGGACCUUAAGAAUGGAGCUACUAACUACUGGUCCCUUGCUAAACUCAAGCAGAGGCUGGACCAGAUGAGAGAGAUGUAUGACCGUGCUGGCGAAAUGGCCUCCACACACCAGGAGGACGAUGAUGGUACUCUGACUGGAAGUGACCCCUUUUAUGACCGUUUCCACUGGUUUAAACUUGUAGGAAGCUCCCCUAUCUUCCAUGGUUGUGUUAAUGAGCACCUAGUCGACCGCACGCCCUCGCCUACAUUUUCCACGACUGACUCCGAGAUCACCGAGUUAGCAGACGAGCGCCAGAGCGAGAUGUCUGAUUUGAUUGACGAUGAGGCGUUUGUGGAUGACACCAGCUCGGAUACCGGCACAGAGGAGGGCUCGGACAUCUUCAGUGACGGCCAGGACCCCUUCUAUGACCGCAACCCCUGGUUCAUCCUGGUGGGAAGAGCUUUCGUGUACCUGAGCAACCUGCUGUACCCUGUAACGCUGGUUCACCGUGUUGCCAUAGUAACAGAGAAGGGCGAGGUUUGUGGUUUCCUGCGUGUGGGGGUGCAGGCUAUAGCUGCUGACGAGGAGGCCCCAGACUACGGGUCAGGAGUUAGGCAGUCAGGAACCGCCAAGAUUUCUUUUGAUGAUGAAUACUUCAAAAAGAGUGACUUUCCCUCCAUGGUCAUGACCCACUCUGGCUUGUCCCUGGAAGAGUUGCGCAUUGUGGAAGGUCAGGGUCAGAAUUCAGAGGUCAUCACACCCUCCGAGGAGCUCAACAGACUCAAUGACAUGGACCUCAAGCUGGGUAACAUAGGAGAGACUAAGCUGAGUGUCGGUGGCGGUCUGGCAGGCCAGCUGGAAGUGGGUAGCAUCUUUACCUUCCGUGUCACCGUGCUCCAGGCCAGCGGCAUCCUGCCUGAGUAUGCUGACGUCUUCUGCCAAUUCAAUUUCCUGCAUCGUCAUGAUGAGGCUUUUUCCACUGAGCCUUUAAAGAACAAAGGAGCUCCUCUGGGCUUUUACCACGUCCAGAAUAUUUCAGUAGAGGUCACAGAAUCCUUUAUUGAGUACAUCAAGAGCAAGCCCAUUGUGUUUGAAGUGUUUGGCCAUUAUCAGCAGUACCCGCUGCAUCUUCAUGGCCAGGACCUGAUACGUCCUCCAACACCAUCAAGGAAAUACUAUCCUAUUCCCAUGCCUUUAUCUAAACCAGUUCCAGCCACCAAACUGAACACCAUUACUAAAUCCAACCUGGGUCAGUGCGUCAGCAAGUAUGACCUGCUGGUGUGGUUUGAGAUCAGCGAGCUGGAGCCCACCGGAGAGUACAUUCCAGCUGUGGUGGAUCACAGUGGAGGACUGCCCUGCCAUGGCACCUACCUCCUGCACCAGGGGAUCCAGCGGAGGAUCACAGUGACUCUCAUCCAUGAGAAGGGUAGCGAGCUCCACUGGAAGGAUGUUCGCGAGCUGGUUGUGGGUCGUAUCAGAAACAAAGCAGAAGUGGACGACAGCGCAGCCGAUGCUGUCCUGUCCCUCAACAUAAUUUCUGCAAAGAACAUCAAGUCAUCCCACAACUCCAACAGGACUUUCUACCGCUUCGAGGCAGUGUGGGACAGCUCCCUGCACAACUCCCUGCUGCUGCACCGAGUCACUCCAUAUGGAGAGAAGAUCUACAUGACCCUGUCGGCAUAUCUGGAGCUUGAUCAUUGCAUCCAGCCUGCUAUUAUUACCAAAGACAUCUGCAUGGUCUUCUACUCCCGAGACGCAAAAAUCUCCCCUCCCCGUUCCUUGAGGAACUUCUUUGGGAGUGGAUACUCCACAACUCCUGACUGCAAUCGAGUCACUGGCAUCUACGAGCUGAGCUUGUGCAAGAUGUCUGACACUGGAAGCCCAGGGAUGCAGCGUAGGAGGAGGAAGGUUCUGGACACAUCAGUGGCUUAUGUGCGUGGAGAGGAGAACCUGGCUGGCUGGAGGCCUCGAGGAGACAGUCUCAUAGUGGAGCACCAGUGGGAGCUGGAGAAAAUGGAGCAACUGCAUGAGGUGGAGAAGACCCGUCACCUGCUCCUCCUGAGGGAGAAGCUGGGAGAAGCAGCUCCUGUGGGAACAGCUCCCACCACCAAGUCCCUGAGCGAGUCACUGUCUCCCAGUAUAAGCUCAGGCACGCUGUCCACCUCCACUUCCAUCUCCUCGCAGAUCUCCAGCAUCACCUUUGAAAGCGCCAUCACACCCAGUGAGAGCAGCGGCUACGACUCUGCCGACAUCGAGAGCCUCGUGGACCGUGAGAAGGAGCUGGUUACUAAAUGCCUGCGUCUCCUGACACACACCUUCAACAGUGAAUAUAACCAGGUGGUCAACAGUAUCAGUGACUGCAAGUUGUCUGACAUCUCACCAAUUGGACGUGACCCUUCAGUGACCAGCUUCAGCAGUGCCACCCUCACCCCAUCCUCCACCUGCCCUUCUCUGUCUGAUUCCCGCUCUGGCUCCAUAGACCAGAAGACCCCAGAGAACAGCUCUCAUGCCUCCAGCCCUUCCGGCUCCGACUAUGAAAACUUCCCAUUGGUUCCCACUCUGGAGACCUCCUACCUAGCACGGGCUGGAAAGAACGAGUUCCUGAACCUGGUGCCUGAUAUUGAAGAAAUGAGGCCAGGAUCCGUUGUGUCUAAGAAGGGCUUCCUGAGCUUCAUGGAGCCCCGCUCCAACUCGUGGGUGAAACACUUUGUUGUUGUGCGCCGGCCCUAUGUCUUCAUUUACAACAAUGACAAGGACCCGGUGGAGCGGGGUGUUCUUAACCUCUCCACAGCACAGGUGGAAUACAGCGAAGACCAGCAGGCCAUGCUCAAGACUCCCAACACGUUUGCUGUGUGCACAAAACAUCGAGGAAUCUUGCUACAGGCCAUCAAUGAGAAGGACAUGAACGACUGGCUGUACGCUUUCAAUCCUUUGCUCGUAGGAACAAUAAGAUCUAAGCUGGCGAGAAGGCGCAGCGGUCUAACGAAGAACUGAGUGAGUCGACAGGCACACAGGCAACCAUGGCUUCCAUUCUUUCGGAAAAGCCUUUGAACAUACCAAGUGUUAACACUUAUUAAUCAUUGUGAUUCUUGACGGUUUUCUCUUGUAAGUAGACUUGUGGCUUGAGUCUCCUUUCAUGCGACUAAAAGUUUCAUUUCCAGAGGAAUUUUCCUCCCCUCUGCCUCCACCAACCCUCUGCCAGCCUCGCUCUCCUCCUCUCUAUUUCUCUCCCCACCUCUUCCUCAGCCUUUUUUGUGUGUAUGUGUUUUGGUUUUUAUGACAAUGUUCGGGUCUAAUUUUGUUCUGCUUUGUUGUUGACAUUCCCUAACUCCCUAACUAAGUAGCAUGUUGUAAUAGUCUACUUGUGUGUGCACGACUCUUCGGAAACCGAUUUUCAUUUUGCCAGUCAUCUGUAAAAAUUGUCUCUGUCAGUGUUAUUUGACUCCUAAGAAGAGUUUUAUUUUGUUAGGUUGUUUUUUAAAUGAAUAUGCCCUUGUAAUAAUUGCAGCAGUAAGGAGACCAGGUUUGCUUACUCAAAAAAAAAA